Molecule: messenger RNA, 2397 nt
Organism: Orycteropus afer afer
Lineage: Eukaryota; Metazoa; Chordata; Mammalia; Tubulidentata; Orycteropodidae
Gene: PDE4D
Product: phosphodiesterase 4D
Exons: 14
Biological process (GO): cAMP catabolic process; regulation of cardiac muscle cell contraction; signal transduction
Cellular component (GO): perinuclear region of cytoplasm; cytosol; nucleus
Molecular function (GO): transmembrane transporter binding; ATPase binding; 3',5'-cyclic-AMP phosphodiesterase activity
Source: RefSeq, a predicted model, not a curated record
AUGGAUACAGAGGGCAGCAGCGCGCCAGCUCCGGGCAGCGGAGAAGGGGGCGACAGUGCCGGUGAGGCUACGCUCAAAGCCCCCAAGCAUCUGUGGAGGCACGAGCAGCAGCACCACCAGUACCCGCUCCGGCAGCCCCAGUUCCGCCUUCUGCACCCCCAUCACCAUCUGCCCCCGCCGCCGCCGCCCUCGCCCCAGCCCCAACCCCAGUGCCCGCUGCAGCCGCCACCACCACCACCCCCCUUGCCGCCACCCCCGCCGCCGCCUGGGGCAGCCCGCGGCCGCUACGCUUCCAGCGGGGCCACCGGCCGCGUCCGACAUCGCGGCUACUCCGACACUGAGCGCUACCUGUACUGUCGCGCCAUGGACCGCACCUCCUACGCGGUGGAGACCGGCCACCGGCCCGGCCUGAAGAAAUCCAGGAUGUCCUGGCCCUCAUCGUUCCAGGGACUCAGACGUUUUGAUGUGGACAAUGGCACAUCUGCGGGACGGAGUCCCUUGGAUCCCAUGACCAGCCCAGGAUCUGGGCUAAUUCUCCAAGCAAACUUUGUCCACAGUCAACGUCGGGAAUCUUUCCUGUAUCGAUCCGACAGUGAUUAUGACCUCUCUCCAAAGUCUAUGUCCCGGAACUCCUCCAUUGCCAGUGAUAUACAUGGAGAUGACUUGAUUGUGACUCCAUUUGCUCAGGUCUUGGCCAGCCUGCGAACUGUACGAAACAACUUUGCUGCAUUAACCAAUUUGCAAGACCGAGCACCCAGCAAAAGAUCACCCAUGUGCAACCAACCUUCCAUCAACAAAGCCACCAUAACAGAGGAGGCCUACCAAAAACUGGCCAGCGAGACCCUGGAGGAGCUGGACUGGUGUCUGGACCAGCUAGAGACCCUGCAGACCAGGCACUCCGUCAGUGAAAUGGCCUCCAACAAGUUUAAAAGGAUGCUUAAUCGAGAGCUUACCCAUCUCUCUGAAAUGAGUCGGUCUGGAAAUCAAGUGUCAGAGUAUAUAUCAAACACAUUCUUAGAUAAGCAACAUGAGGUGGAAAUUCCUUCUCCGACUCAGAAGGAAAAGGAGAAAAAGAAAAGGCCAAUGUCUCAGAUCAGUGGAGUCAAGAAGUUGAUGCACAGCUCUAGUUUGACUAAUUCAAGUAUCCCAAGGUUUGGAGUUAAAACUGAACAAGAAGAUGUCCUUGCCAAGGAACUAGAAGAUGUGAACAAAUGGGGUCUUCAUGUUUUCAGAAUAGCAGAGUUGUCUGGUAACCGGCCUUUGACUGUUAUCAUGCACACCAUAUUUCAGGUAUCCUGGUUAAGUUCUGUCACAUUUAUUUUAUUCAAGGACUUAAUAUCUAGUCUGAGGAUUGUGCAUGCACUUUGUCUUCUUCACUAAUCAAAUGGUAACAUCAUCUGUGUUGUCUGAUUUUUCCAGGCUGUGUUUACAGAUUUGGAGAUUCUUGCAGCAAUUUUUGCCAGUGCAAUACAUGAUGUCGAUCAUCCUGGGGUCUCAAAUCAAUUUCUGAUCAAUACCAACUCUGAACUUGCCUUGAUGUACAAUGAUUCUUCUGUCUUAGAGAACCAUCACUUGGCUGUGGGCUUUAAGUUGCUCCAGGAAGAAAACUGUGACAUUUUCCAGAAUUUGACCAAAAAGCAAAGACAGUCAUUAAGAAAAAUGGUCAUUGACAUCGUACUUGCGACAGACAUGUCAAAACAUAUGAAUCUACUGGCUGACUUGAAAACUAUGGUUGAAACUAAGAAAGUGACAAGCUCUGGGGUUCUUCUUCUUGAUAAUUAUUCUGAUAGAAUUCAGGUCCUUCAGAAUAUGGUGCAUUGUGCAGAUCUGAGCAACCCAACAAAGCCCCUCCAGCUUUACCGCCAGUGGACGGACCGGAUAAUGGAGGAGUUCUUCCGCCAAGGAGACCGCGAGAGGGAGCGUGGCAUGGAAAUCAGUCCCAUGUGUGACAAGCACAAUGCAUCUGUGGAAAAAUCACAGGUGGGCUUCAUCGACUAUAUUGUUCAUCCUCUCUGGGAGACGUGGGCAGACCUUGUCCAUCCUGACGCCCAAGAUAUUUUGGAUACUUUGGAGGACAAUCGUGAGUGGUAUCAGAGCACAAUCCCUCAGAGCCCCUCUCCUGCACCUGAUGACCAAGAGGAGGGCCGGCAGGGUCAGACGGAGAAAUUCCAGUUUGAACUAACCCUAGAGGAAGAUGGAGAAUCAGACACAGAAAAGGACAGUGGAAGUCAAGUGGAGGAAGACACUAGCUGCAGUGACUCCAAGACUCUUUGUACUCAAGACUCGGAGUCCACAGAAAUUCCCCUUGAUGAACAGGUUGAAGAGGAAGCAGUAGGAGCAGAAGACGAAAGCCAGCCUGAAGCUUGUGUAUUAGAAGAUCAUUCUCCCGACACGUAA